AUGAUGUUUGGAAGGCUUGGAGACGAUGUGGAAAAAAUGACCGAUGCGUUACUAGUAGCAUGGAAUAUAUGUGGGCCAGCUCAGGUCCAUGAUCCAAAUAAAAUUUAUCUCGAUCCGAAGAGCGAGGAAUGGUACGCGAAUCACGGGAUACCCCUACGCAGGGGCUACCUGUUUCACGGACCCCCAGGAACCGGAAAAACAUCGCUAUCGUUGGCUCUGGCAGACUUCUUUGGACUUGAUAUCUACGUCAUCAAUCUCGCUGAGCCGGCUUUGACCGACAACAGUUUAUUGGAGCUCGCCAACGAUGUGCCUGAAAGGUGCAUUGUUUUGCUGGAAAAUAUUGAUACAGUCGGCUUAAAGCGCUUUGAGGUCAAGAAAUUGAAGCAAAUUAGAGAAAGCAGCGGGAGGCUUGCCAAAAGGAAUGGCGUUACAAUCGGUGGUGUACUCAACGCGUUUGAUGGAGCGGCAUCCCAAGAGGGUCGCGUCCUUAUCCUGGCUACCAACAAGCCCGCAAGUCUCGAUGAGGCCCUCAUCCGCCCGGGCCGCGUCGAUUUGAAACUCUGCUUCGACAACAUAACCAAAAAUCACGCCCGAGAUCUGUUUUGGCGCAUGUACACCCCUGAUACAUCUGCCGAAACUAAUGAGCUGGUUAAGUUGGCCGCAGAAUUCGGCUGCAAGAUAAGUGAAAAGAUAUUUUCACCGGCUGAAGUUCCAAACUAUCUCAUAAUGCACAAAGACCAGCCGCGCCAAGCCCUGUCUGGCGUAACUGACUGGGUAGAGGCAAUGAAGCAAAAGAGCCGGAGGCAUCGCGGAAAGCCCUGCGCGAAGGUACCGACUAAAUGCAGGAAAAAGAUGAAGAGGUGUCGGUAA
Messenger RNA from Pyricularia oryzae 70-15, 870 nucleotides. RefSeq lists its product as uncharacterized. Lineage: Eukaryota; Fungi; Ascomycota; Sordariomycetes; Magnaporthales; Pyriculariaceae. The record is from RefSeq and is a predicted model, not a curated record. Bases 1 to 870 code for a protein of 289 amino acids. Gene Ontology annotation, molecular function: ATP hydrolysis activity; ATP binding. Gene Ontology annotation, cellular component: mitochondrial inner membrane. The transcript is spliced from 3 exons. Gene Ontology annotation, biological process: protein insertion into mitochondrial inner membrane from matrix; mitochondrial respiratory chain complex III assembly.